AUGGGCAACCUCACUAUUAUCACAGAAUUCCUCCUCAUGGAUAUCUCAAGCUCCCGGGAGCUCCAAGUCUUACAAGGUCUGCUGUUCUUAGUGAUUUAUCUGGGAGCCCUGGCUGGAAAUCUUCUGACGAUUAUAGUCAUUGUGACAGACCCACAUCUUCGCUUUCCGAUGUACUUCUUUAUAGGCAACUUAGCCUUCAUAGAUCUUUGCUGUAUUUCAGCUAGUGUUCCCAAAUCAAUAGUGAAUUCCCUGACAGGUAGAAAAUCAAUCUCACUCAAAGAAUGUGCUGCUCAGAUUUUCCUGUUUAUUUUCUUUGCAUCUAUAGAGCUUGCUUUUCUUGCAGUAAUGUCCUAUGACCGCUAUGCUGCCAUCUGUCACCCCCUGCACUAUAGGCUCACUGUCACCCCACAUAUGUGUGCACAGGCAGUAGGGGGCUCAUGGGCCAGUGGGUUGCUCUAUUCUGCCAUCCAUACAGUCACCAUGUUCAGACUUCACUUCACAAAAUCCAAUGUGAUCCAUCAAUAUUUCUGUGAUAUACCUCAAAUUUUGAGGCUGUCAUCUUCAGAUGUUCAGUUUUCUGAAUCUGUGCUCCUAGCAGUAAGUGCUGGCAUUGUCUUAGUGUGUUUUUCCUUCAUGUUUAUGUUGUAUAUUAAGAUAUUUUCAAGUGUGCUUCAGAUCCGCUCUGCAGAAGCCCGUGACAAAGCCUUAUCCACUUGUACCCCACAGUUGGCUAUUCUUCUUUUGUUUGUAAUUUCUGGGUUAACUGCUGCUUUAGGUCCUAUUGCAAAUAAGGCAUCUCUUAAAAAUCUUCUGACAGCUAUGUUCUACACCACGCUGCCCCCCUUUAUAAAUCCCCUCAUCUAUAGUCUGCGGAACAGAGAGAUUAACAGUGCUCUUCGCAGAAUGCACAGAAGAUACUUUGAGUUCCCAAGCAGGGCUUUACUUGAUUAA
Molecule: messenger RNA, 951 nt
Organism: Trichechus manatus latirostris (Florida manatee)
Lineage: Eukaryota; Metazoa; Chordata; Mammalia; Sirenia; Trichechidae
Product: olfactory receptor 14I1-like
Exons: 1
Coding region: 1-951 (316 amino acids)
Biological process (GO): G protein-coupled receptor signaling pathway
Cellular component (GO): membrane
Molecular function (GO): odorant binding; G protein-coupled receptor activity; olfactory receptor activity
Source: RefSeq, a predicted model, not a curated record